CUUCGCUGAGAGCGCGCGGGCACCUACCGCUUCCCCAUUUUCGCCGAGGGAGCCCGCAGCAGCAGCUGCCACCCAUACGAACAUCUCAGCAUUUUUUUUGUUUAAUUUUUAAUGUUUCUUCUCCCGCCCGACACGAAAGAACGCCGCGGUUUUAUAUACUACGCCCCCUCUUCAUAGCGCUCCUUCGAGUUCGAGCUGCCACCGUCUCUCCUUCCUCCGUCCCCUCUUCCCUGCUCUGCUCCAUCAGGGCAGGGGCUUGCAUCAGAGAAGGUAGUAGAGAGGAUCAGGUGCGCGAGACAGACGCUGCAAUGAUGGAGUCCAAGGCAGCAAUUAUUCUUGCCGCGGCUGUACUGGCCGUCCUCUUCGCCCCGGCAUUGGGUCAGAAGAGCAGCCCGCCGGCGCCGGCGCCCAUGUCGCUGCCGCCGACCCCGGCACCGGCGCCGGCGCCGCACUACGUGGACCUCGCGGAGCUCCUGAGCGUGGCGGGCCCGUUCCACACGUUCCUCAACUACCUGGAGAAGAGCAACGUGAUCGAGACCUUCCAGGGGCAGGCCAACAACACCAAGGUGGGCAUCACCGUGUUCGUGCCCAAGGACUCGGCGUUCUCGGCGCUGAAGCAGUCCACCUUCUCCAACCUCACCGCCGACCAGCUGAAGACGCUGCUGCUGUACCACGCGUUGCCCAAGUUCUACUCCCUGGCCGAGUUCAAGAACCUGAGCUCGCUCAACCCGGUGAACACCUUCGCCGGGUCGCCCUACACGCUCAACCUCACCGACGACAUGGGCAGCAUCUACGUGCAGUCCAUGUGGUCCAGGCCCAAGAUCGCCAGCAGCGUGUACGCCACCAGGCCCGUCGCCGUCUACGCGCUCAACAAGGUGCUCCUGCCCAUGCAGCUCUUCAGCAAGGACCCGCCGCUGGCGCCGGUGCCCGCGCCCGCCCCGGAGCCCGGCGCGUCCGACGCCCCCGGCCCGGCGGCCGGCAAGGCCGGCGGGCUGACGGGCGGCAAGGGUGACUCCACCAGCGCCGCGCGCGACACGGGCGCCGUCGGCGUUGCCAGUUCCUUGCUGCUCGCCGCCGCAGCAGGCUGCUUGAUUCUCCAGUGGUGAGGAGACUUGUGGUUGUGGGUCCGUUCUUGCCAUGUGUGGUGUUCGUGCUUCCCCUGCCCCCCACACUUGAUUUCGUCUUGAAUGGGUUGCUGGAGUCAUUCUUUUGGACAUAAUGUAGGCAUACCGUUAGGAUCGAGCUGGAGUACUUUUUUUACGUC
Zea mays is the source of this 1264-nucleotide messenger RNA. RefSeq lists its product as uncharacterized. The record is from RefSeq and is marked validated. Gene Ontology annotation, cellular component: plasma membrane. The coding region runs from base 309 to 1106 and encodes 265 amino acids. The transcript has 2 exons. Gene Ontology annotation, biological process: plant-type secondary cell wall biogenesis. Lineage: Eukaryota; Viridiplantae; Streptophyta; Magnoliopsida; Poales; Poaceae.